Linum trigynum is the source of this 3551-nucleotide messenger RNA. The record is from the annotation of a GenBank genome assembly. Lineage: Eukaryota; Viridiplantae; Streptophyta; Magnoliopsida; Malpighiales; Linaceae.
CGUUCUUGACUAUCUACACAAAUCUUCUUGUUGCCUUCGUGUGAGUAGAGAACGACGACGUUCCUUCCUUGUGCUCUGUUCUUCAAGUGAGCAGCAGCUUCUCUGUAUCUGCAGAAGCUCCUUCAGUUCCAAGCUGCUGCUAAUCUUAUCUCAGGGUUGAUCGAUUUCUUCAUUACGCACAAGCAAGGGAGUGAGGAGAAAGACGAAAUCAGAAACUUACAGCAAAGGAAAAGAUUCUUAUUCUCUCGUCGAAAGCCACCGAUGCCGGGUUCCGAUUCUUCUCUCUUCGAGCUCUGUAUUGUUCUUCCUUGUAGAGAUCAUCCCAUGUAGCCACUUGAGGGACACAAAACAUAAGGAAGAAGAAAGGGGAGAAAAGUACAGAUGAACAAGUGCUUCUCCUUCUUCAAGCAACGCAACAUAACAACCUGUCAAUUAGAAGGGGGAAAAAAAAGUCAGGGCGAGAUCAUGGUUUUACAAUCAAAACCUAGGGUCAAAUUGGGAAAAGAAAAUUAACGCAAGAAUUGAAAAUGCCGGGGUGCCAAAAUGACCAUGUUUUUACUACAUAAUGUGCGAAUUAGGGCCAAUUUCCAUUUCAAAUUUCCACAACCAAAUGACCCCCGAAGCUCAGAAAAUUUGUUUGUAACUAUAGUUGUGGGAAGAAAUUUAGGAGUUGUUUGCUUUAAGAUGGAAAAAUGUAUGUGUUUGGGAAAUACCAAAUGUAUGACGGGUUUGUUGAUAUGAAUUCGGAAGAAUUUAUUGUUUAAUUAUUGAAUUUUAUUAUGAAUGUUGCUUUGUAGUUAUGAUCGGUUUUUGGUCCUCACCUAAAUACAAACUCCAAUUAUGAAAUUUGCAAGUUCGUGAGACCCACAAGAAAACGACCCUAGGAAUUAUUGUUAUUAUUUAAGGAUGUACAUGAUAUAUGAGAUUGUGAAAAGUACAUCUAAUUGUUGACUUGUUGCAAUUAAUUGAGCGUCAAACAUAAAAUGUUCAUGCACUCCCAUGACUAAAAAUAAAAUAUGCGUACUACUUAGAAAGUCUAAUGGCCCAAACUAUGAAAGUCUAAUGGCCAAAUUGAACUUCUUGAUCGGUUUGAAAUUUCAGGAAAAAUAGCCUUCUGUUUCCGAUUGCUCGCCCAAAAAGCCCACGCAUCUUCUUCGUACAAAUCGCCUCUCCACCCCAUUUCAUAGUUCCCGUCUCCUUCAUUGAUCCCCUUUCCCAAUCCAAGCAGCUGGAAGUUAACAGCAGCAGCUCAUCUUCACAGUCAUCGCCGUUUCUCCCGACAUAGUCGAGCAGCCAACUCUGUGUCUCUCUCAGGUAAUCACUUUGUUCUCUUCGUCUCUCUCCCUUUGGAAUCUCUCCAUUUCCUACACUUAAUUCGUGAUCUCGUCAUCCUCAUUUCUUUCGGUAGGCAUCAAGCAAAGGGUUUUCCCAGUAUCAGUUGCAGCCGAGCUGCAUCCCCAGAUCGUGAAAUCUGAAUUUGUCCUCCUUGGGGUGUAUUCAGAUGGCGUCCAACGUCCUCUCUGCCGCAGCUUCUGCAUCUCCUUCCACUUCCCCUGUCACUGACCUUCUCAAGGGAAAGGGAAGACUUGGGAGUGGCAAUGUCGGUUCUUUGUUUAUCAAGGACAAAGGCAAUCCCUUUCUGAACUCAAAGUCUUGCGGGAGGAUCAGUAUGGCCGUUGCUGUUAAUGUCUCCCGUUUUGAAGCCAUUACUAUGGCUCCACCCGACCCGAUUCUGGGAGUUUCGGAAGCAUUCAAGGCUGACAAUGAUGAAAAGAAGCUCAACCUUGGAGUUGGUGCUUAUAGAACUGAAGAGCUACAGCCAUAUGUGCUUGAUGUUGUUAAGAAGGCGGAGAAUCUUAUGCUUGAGAGGGGUGAAAAUAAAGAGUAUCUGCCCAUUGAGGGUUUAGCAGCAUUCAAUAAGGUGACUGCAGAGCUGUUGUUUGGAGCUGACAGCCCCGUGAUCAGUGAACAAAGAGUUGCCACCGUUCAAGGUCUAUCUGGUACUGGAUCCUUAAGACUAGCUGCAGUUUUAAUUGAGCGAUACUUCCCCGGUGCAAAAGUUUUGAUUUCCUCUCCAACGUGGGGCAAUCACAAGAAUAUUUUCAAUGAUGCUAGAGUUCCAUGGUCCGAGUACAGAUAUUAUGACCCGAAGACAGUUGGUCUGGAUUUUGAGGGGAUGAUAGAGGACAUAAAGGCUGCUCCUGAAGGAUCAUUCAUCUUGCUUCAUGGUUGUGCUCACAACCCAACCGGCAUUGAUCCAACCCCUGAACAGUGGGAGAAAAUUGCAGAUGUUAUUCAGGAGAAGAACCAUAUCCCCUUCUUUGAUGUCGCAUACCAGGGAUUUGCUAGUGGGAGCCUUGAUCAAGAUGCAGCAUCAGUAAGACUAUUUGCUGCACGUGGCAUGGAGAUUUUCGUUGCUCAGUCAUACAGCAAAAAUCUGGGCCUCUAUUCCGAGAGAAUUGGUGCUAUCAAUGUCGUUUGCUCAUCUACAGAUACUGCAGCAAGGGUUAAGAGCCAGCUCAAGAGAAUCGCCAGGCCAAUGUACUCGAACCCUCCUAUUCAUGGGGCCAGAAUUGUUGCCAAUGUCGUCGGGGAUCCUGCUCUCUUUGAUGAGUGGAAAGCUGAGAUGGAGAUGAUGGCUGGGAGAAUAAAGGGAGUAAGACAGAAGCUCUACGACAGCCUGACCUCAAAGGACAAGAGUGGAAAGGAUUGGUCUUUCAUUCUUAAGCAGAUUGGCAUGUUCUCAUUCACUGGCUUGAACAAAAAUCAGAGCGAUAAUAUGACGAAUAAGUGGCAUGUCUACAUGACUAAAGAUGGAAGGAUUUCAUUAGCUGGACUGAACUUGGCCAAGUGUGAGUACCUCGCUGACGCCAUUAUUGACUCAUACCAUAAUGUCAGCUAAACCUCUCUGCAUCAUCGUGCACUGCAACAGAAGGCAGAAGCAUAGAAGCAGGCUAUUCAAGUUCUUUUGGUUGUUGUUGAGUUGGUAAUACUGCGAAGAUAUUAAUUUCGUCACUAAUAAUCCCCUUGCCUCUCUGUAUCACCCUGAAUCUGGCUGGGGAAGUUUAAUGUUAUUAUUUGUCAGGGUAGUGUAGGAGAAGCCAUACGUACCCUAGAGCAAAGGAAUUGUCGGUAUUGGUUUUUGUUUGUGUCGUCUACUUUAUCAUUUGUAGGGUACUUUAUAAAUUACAUAUCCCAGAAGAAUAAACUGUAUUCACUUUCACAGAAAAUAUGAAGGCAUUCAACACUUGUUUUCUUGUCACCAAAGAGGUAGGACCAUGAAUGGAAAGUCGGAAGUUUUCUGUACACAGAAAUAAUUUGGCUGCAUAUGUAGGUUUAUGUAACAAAAAAAAAAAAAGUCGGAAGUUUUCUGUACACAGAAAUAAUUUGGCUGCGUAUGUAGCUUUCUCAAUGAGUGUUCUAAACUUUACAAAACGUGGAAGAAAAUUUCCCAAACGUGGAGGAAUACCUCUAACGCUACCCAAAAUGAACAAAAAGGGUGGUAUUGUAAUAAAGAUUCAAGCUCGUUGAAAGAAACAGCCCAUAUACAG